CUCCAACCCGCGGUGCGAGUUGCAAGUCACGACGGCAUUCGAAUCGCCAAUUAAGCAUCAUGGUCGCCCUUGAAUUCAUUCUUGCCUUGUUGUGUCUCAGCGUCGCGGCCAAGGACCAUUACUUUGACGGUUCGGCUGCGAGUAACGGUGAUGGUAGCUCGUCAUCGCCAUUCAACACCCUUGCGGGGGUCCGCAACUUGCACCUCAGCCCCGGAGACAACAUCUUGCUCCGGCGCGGAACCAAAUUCACUCAGGCUCUGGAGAUCCGGGUUGGCGGCUCCGCGACAUCCCCGAUUACCAUCCAGCCGUACGGCGACAAUGGCUCAGCACCACCCGUGGUCGCGGCGCAACCAGAGCAGCUAAGCAGUAUCCUGAUCGACAGUGUAUCGCACAUCGUUGUCCAGGAUAUUGAGGUGACCAACCGGGGCGACAAUAAGACCGCCCGCCGCGGAGUGUACGUCUAUGCUAAGGACGCCGGCGAGGUCAGGGGCAUCACCCUGCGCCGGCUUUACAUCCAUAACGUAGAAGGCUAUAUGCCAUCCACAACAACGGGAGGGCUUCCCGUAGGUAAGUAUGCCAAUGCCUCCGGAGGCAUCGUCAUCGAGGCGGCGGGAAACUCCACACCUACGUACUUCACCGACGUGCUCAUCGAAGACAACGUCAUUGAGGCGGUAGGUCGCCAGGGUAUCUACACAUGGACCAACUGGUGCCGCAGAGAAGCGCUGGCGCAGUUUUGGUACUCGCUGUGCUCACAAAACUGGUAUCCCUCGACCGGGUUGCGCAUAAGAGGUAAUCGCCUGUAUAAUAUCAGCGGGGACGGCAUCGUGGUAAAGGGGCACGUUGGCGCCCUGACUGAGGGCAAUCGCGUGACGACGUUUAACAAUGGAUCCGGGGGUAACAACGCCGGUAUCUGGGCCGCAAACAGUGACGGCAGCGUGUUUCGCCACAAUGUCGUAUCGGGGGGCAAAACGACCAAGGACGGCAUGUCCUACGAUGUCGAUCACUCGACGUCGGGCACCAUCUUUGAAUACAACGUCUCUCACGAUAACGAGGGCGGCUUCUUCCUGCUUUGCCCAUACGACAAGCCCACGCGCAACUUCACUAUCCGAUACAAUUUGUCGGUCAACGAUCGGGCACGCGUCUUUCAGAUCUGCUCAGGAAACCUGGUAGGAGGGAAGAUCUACAAGAACACAGUCGCCACUGGCGAAGGGCUGUCUCCGCAGCUCGUCACAGCGCCCAAGGGCCUAAGCCUGGAUGUGCUCUUCGCGGACAAUAUUAUUCGCAAGUCUGGCGCCGGCCGGGUCGGCUGGACCCUCGACAGCCCACAGUUCAACGUUACCAGAAACGCGUUUUACGGCGCCAUCGACACGUAUCCCGACGCGGUCGACUCUGUCACGGCGGCACCGGGCCUCGCAGCGCCGGGACUACGGGAUCCGAAAGCGUACCGGCUGCUGGCUGGCUCGCCAUCGCUGGGGUCGGCGAGUGAGGUAUCUAGCGAUGCGCAGACAGAUUUCUUCGGCAACCCGACGGCCGCGCACAAGAAUCUUGGCUUCUAUAGCGGCGAAGGAACAAAUGUGCCGCAGUGGAUCAGCGCGUUCGACGACGGCAGCCUCUCGGGAUGGAGCACAACGGGUUCUGUCUCCGUCGUCGCUGACCCGGCGGGCGACCUCGGCAUGUCGGCUCAGGUAGCGGCCGGCGGCAAGCUGGCUCGUGACGUGACUUCUGCACCCGGCCUGCGCCUGGAUGCGCGAGUACGUGUCUCGCAGGCGGAGAGCGGCGCGUCAGUGUCUCUGGGGACGCACUCCGUGAGCUUGGGGGACAUUGCACCCGCAGACGUUGGGGUUUGGCUGGUCUUGGAGCUGACGGUGACGACCGAGGGGGCGAGUGCGGUGCUAGACGGUCAGCCUGUAGCGGUUUCGACAAAGGCAGAGGGAUCGGGCGUUGCGGUUGUAGCAGGGCAGACGGCGAUCUUUGUGGACGACGUGUUUGUCGCGAAGCUGUGA
Purpureocillium takamizusanense is the source of this 2003-nucleotide messenger RNA. RefSeq lists its product as uncharacterized. Bases 60 to 2003 code for a protein of 647 amino acids. The transcript has 2 exons. NCBI's taxonomy places the organism in Eukaryota, Fungi, Ascomycota, Sordariomycetes, Hypocreales, Ophiocordycipitaceae. The record is from RefSeq and is a predicted model, not a curated record.